Messenger RNA from Carassius gibelio (silver crucian carp), 7642 nucleotides. RefSeq names its product DNA-binding protein RFX7. Gene Ontology annotation, biological process: regulation of transcription by RNA polymerase II. Gene Ontology annotation, molecular function: DNA-binding transcription factor activity, RNA polymerase II-specific; RNA polymerase II cis-regulatory region sequence-specific DNA binding. Bases 357 to 5072 code for a protein of 1571 amino acids. Lineage: Eukaryota; Metazoa; Chordata; Actinopteri; Cypriniformes; Cyprinidae. The record is from RefSeq and is a predicted model, not a curated record. The transcript is spliced from 9 exons.
UAUAGGUUGGUUAGGGUUAGCUACAAGUGUAUAAAUUUUUCUGAAUCAGUUCUGUUUAUCCCUGUACGGUUGUCUCUCGGGAGUGUGUCAGUGCGCAUGCGCAGUCUCCGCCUGCGCUCGGUCCGUGGCGGCUGCUGCUGCUGUUUCUGUCCGCCGCGCGAGAAUCUCCGUGUAUUUCCGCCCUGUUCUCGCCCGCCGCUCGUUUAUGCGUCCGAGUCCGACAGCCGGGCCCGCGCUGCUCGGUCCGUGCUCCCGGUAAAGGCUCGUCUCACCGCGGCUCCGGGCGUUAUGCGCUCACAUGAGGCCUACACGCUGAAGCUGUCCUCCUCCUCCUGCUCCUGCUCCUCCUCUCAUGCAUGAAUCUCACCGUGAUGGCUGAUGAUCAACAACUGCCCGGUGCUCCCGGAACGUCACUGCAGAGCCCCGAGGCCACGGCGCUGCAGUACAACAAGAUCAAGAACUCGAUUUGCAAAUCAGUACAAUCAAAAGUGGAGAGUAUCUUGCAAGAUGUUGAGAAGUUUACAGAUAUCGAAAAGCUCUACCUCUACCUUAAGUUGCCUUCUAGUCCCAGUAGUGGCAAUGACAAAAGAACUGAAAAUCAGAGGGGCUCUGCAAGUCCUGCAAUAUGCGACCAGAAUUCCAUGUCGUCCAGUCGGACUCAACAGAUGUACGCAUUCAACUGGAUCCGAAAUCACUUGGAAGAGCACCCAGAAACCUCACUGCCAAAACAAGAGGUGUACGACGAAUACAAGAGUUAUUGCGACAAUCUGGGUUACCAUCCUUUAAGCGCAGCUGAUUUUGGGAAGAUCAUGAAAAAUGUUUUUCCGAACAUGAAGGCACGCCGUUUGGGCAUGAGGGGGAAAUCAAAAUAUCCUUUUGUGUGGAAAUAUCUUACUGCCUAUAUUUUGAUUUUGAGAUACCGUAGGUUCCAACCUGUUGAAACACCUAAAGCUUCACAACAUUUGCUUUCGAAACAUUUUGUGUUCAUUGAGAAUUGUUGUGACCCUUUACAAUGUGUUACGUACUGCUAUAGUGGACUGAGAAAAAAAGCCUUUGUGCACAUGCCAUCACUCCCUAACCUGGACUUACACAAAGCAGGAGAUGGGUGUGAGUUGUUGGAGUCGACUGGACAGUCUCCCAGUGCUGAGGAUGAGAUGCGCUCGGCAGCUUGCGGUCUUGUCUGCGAAUGGGCUCAGAAGGUUUUGAGUCGCCAGUUUGACAGUGUGGAGGAAUUGGCACGCUUUCUUCUCAACAGUCACUAUAUAGGCACUAAAUCCAUGGCAGCUCUUACUGUCAUGACUGGAACCCCAACAGGUAUGAAAACCCCUACGCCUGCCUCUGCCUUUGUGCCAACUGGUGAAGCCAACUUAUUCCAGCCGCAAGUGAAAACCCUCCCUUCGCCUUCUGUAGAUGCCAAACAACAGCUGCAGCGGAAGAUCCAGAAGAAACAGCAGGAGCAGAAGCUCACCUCUCCUUUGCCCACUGAUGCCCAGGCCAGAAGGGCAGAAGCGGGCACACCCGGCCCUGGAUCCAGCCUGACCUCUGGAAGUCCUGCACUACUGUCCCCUCAACCCACCAUAGGCAUCGUGGUCACUGCUGUUCCAAGUCCUAUCACAGUUCAGAGAAACCGGCAACUAAUGACCUCUCCAAGUCCCGUUGGGGCAGCAGAGGGAAAAGUUGUACCUGUUAACUUCCAGGUUGUGACACAACCUGUUAAGCAGUCUCCAAAAACGCCCCAAAAUAUCCCUGCCAGCCCAGUCGGUGACAGGUUGGCCAGACACCGAUAUGCCCAGAUUUUACCUAAACCUUCUGCCACAAGCGCCAUUGCACUUCGCUCGCCCCAAACGCUUCUGAUCACCAACAGCCCCAUCAAGACGGUGAUGCCCACGCCCCACGUUAGCUCGGUCAAUGUGGUCAAGAUGACUGCAAUUUCAUUAGCGCCUAACAGUAGCAGUAGUAAUAGUAUUACUCCUACCCCUUUGAGACCUGCUUCGACAGGAAUCAGUAGCACAGCUUUCCUGGAAGAAUCUAGCCAAAUCCAGCUAGCGCAGAAUGGGGCAUCUGUCAUGUCUCUUCAGUCAUCUGGGAAAACUGGACGUCCCUCUACGACCCCAACCCCAUCAGCAUCCACUGUUACUAGUGAGGUAAAAGUGACAUUUGAAGCUGUGAAUGACAGUUACUCAGCUACUGCUGUUGAUAAACAAAUCACUGCAUCAGGGGCAAGAACAGGACUAAAGAAUGAAAGAGCCACUAAAUUCAGGGCUUCCAGUGAACCCUCUCUUCUUAUUAAGGCGUCCCCUGUGCCUGAGAGAGUGACAAGGGCCAAGAGUGACUCCACAACCCCUUCAAGUACAAUCAUGGGGGCUCUUGCCCCGAGCAGCAAUAACAACAACGAUCACCCAGAAAGUACUUUGUAUUUAACUGUUACUAGCCAGAAUGUAGAUGCUGAAUUGUCAUCCAUUUGUGCGAUGGCAACUGCAAGCACUUCUUCUAAAGAUGCUGUUCUUGGUCCAAAAAGCCCUCGUAAACGUUCUGCAUCUGUUUUGGAAACCCAUACAAUCCCAGUUAAAAGAGUAUUCAUUUCCCAGCAACCUUUAGAUAGUGGAAGCAAUGCCAAGCCUGGUCUUGUAAUAGCAGCUAAGAAGAUACACAGACCUGGCACUCCAGCAAGACCAGAGAGCGCUCCAUGCAAAGUUACACUAAAACAGAGUAGCUCUCUUCCAACUCAAAUCUUAGCUCUUUCUGACACUCCUAUUGGAGCCCUGGACAUCUCCCAGAUGGUUAAUCCUCAGAGCUCUUUACAACUCGCAAAUGAAGCUGCUGAUAUUAGCCAGAAUGAAACUGCUCCUGCUAAAAGCACAGUUUUACUGCAGCAAAUCUCAAGUCACCAACAAAUCAGCAGUGACGUUUCUCAGGAGGUAUCUACUAUAAGUGAGCUCAAGAGUUCACUGCAAGACUACUCGCAACAGAUGCAAACAGAACACAAACAGAUUGCCGCUAAUCCAUUACCGUUGACCGCCCAGGAAACUGAGACCACUAGUCAGCUCACUCUUCAGCAGGACAUUGUUGAUUUUGAAGGAGCCCAAGCAAGCAUGGACUAUUUUCCCUUCAAUGAUGAUGAUAUGACCCAGGACAGUAUUGUAGAAGAGCUUGUACAGAUGGAGGAACAGAUGAAGCUGAAUAGCAGCUUGCAAUCCUACUUGAGCUGUGUUGAUAUAUCCCUACAAGGUCAAGCCACGGUUGGCCAAGGAACAAUCCUGUCGCCCCAUCAGACAAGUGCACAGUUCUAUCAUUCGUCUCACAGUAGCGCCACGCCAAUCCACACGCCAACUCCGACACCCACACCGACACCAACACCUACUCCAACUCCUACCUCUGAGAUGCUACCAGGGGGUCAUUGCUUGACCAGAGAAAGUCCUUGUUCUCGAAUGGCUCCUGUUACCCCAGUGGAUAGCUUCUUGGGUGGGCGCCAUACACCCAUCAGUACUCCACUGUCUAACUGCAGCAGCAGUGUUCCUCCGAGUCCCAUCGAAUGCCGCAAUCCCUUUGCGUUCACUCCUAUAAACUCUAGUAUAACUGGAUAUCACGAUGGUAGCGUUGUGUCCAGCAGUCCAGUGAAACCCAUGCAAAGACCAAUGGCCACCCACCCAGAUAAAGCCAAGCUGGAGUGGAUCAACAACAGGUACAACAGCACCGCAGGGUCUCCUGUUAUCUCCACCAGCUCCACCAUUGGCAUCCUGCCCAGUUACCAGGAUCUGGUGGAGGACCACUUCCGUAAACCACAUGCUUUUGCCAUCCCAGGUCAAUCUCUCCAGUGUCAAUCAAGGCAUCAAGACGGAAACUUGGGGAGGUUGACAACCGUUUCUCCAGUGCAACAAGGACAGCAAACCACCCUUAGUAGCAAGCAAGAAAGUUUUGCCAUCCCAGCUCCGUUGGACAAUAAAGGAGCAGGAAGCACAUCUACAUCUGGAGGUGGAACCUUCCGGUGUCGCAGCGUUAGCCCAGCAGUUCGUCAGCGUAACCUUAGCGGCACCACUGCACAAACAGUCACCACUCCACGGUCUGUUGUUUCUCCCUUUAACUGCCCCUUGACAUCUGAGGUCCUGAACAUUUUGUCCAACAACCAGUCUGUGGUCAGUGCCAGCAGCUUGGCCCAGAGGAGCCAAUCAGUUCCACUGAACAUCAUGAUGCAGUCUGAGCUGCUUCCCAUCAGUCACCAGGCGCAGCAAAGCAAUAGUGCUAAAAUCACCACCGUGCUCCUUAACAAGAUGGACACGGAUGGAGACGACACAGUGCGAGGGCUUGGUGUAAAUAAUCUGCCCGCCAAUUAUACAGCACGGAUGAACUUAACCCAAAUCCUGGAGACGACACAGGGCUUCCCCGGAGGCCCCAACUCUCAGAACCAGCAGCUGCCUCUGGACACAAGCCCUUUGCCUUUUGACUUCCAGAAGACGGGUUACCUCAUAAGUGCGGGAGAGGAGCAAGUCUCCUUCUCCACUGGUGACAGUCGAGCACAAUCAGGCUCAGGACUGCAGCAACCAGAAGAGCAGCUUCAGCUCCAGGAACAAGAUCAACAGCUACAACUCCAGAAUCAACAGCUUCAACUUCAAGACACACAGUUGCAGCUCCAGGACCAACAACAGUUACAAGUUGACCCAGGUCUCACCCAGCAGCACUUGUUGCUCCAAACCUCGCAGCAGGUUGUGGAUCAGGAGCAGCAAGAGCAACUGGACUUCAACACUACCGUCAAGGAUCUCUUGGGGGAGGACAGCCUCAACCCCAGUUCCCAACUCGUCGGACAGGUGGCGUCAGAGCUCAGUGCUGUCGCCUCUGACUUUUCGAACGAUAUCCGGUUGACUUCUGACCUUUCGAGUAGCAUUAACGACUUGAACACUUUGGACCCCAACUUGCUGUUUGACCCUAGUCAGCAGCAGGACCAAUAUGAAGACGCCACACUGGAAGAGCUAAAGAACGAUCCUCUGUUUCAGCAGAUUUGCAGCGAUACUGUGAAUUCUGCUGGUUUCGAUUGGCUGGAGAAUAAAGACCAGCCAACUGUGGAAAUGUUGGGAUGAUAUUAGUCCCUGUUCUUUUACUGUUGAUGUUGCUGUUGUCUGUUGUGGUUUAUAUUUAUUGUUUCUGUUCAGCGUUUGUUUUUUUUUGUAUUGCAACAUUUUGUUUAUCCUUAACGUACAAAAAUAUUGAAUGAUGUGUCUGUGCAGCAAAAAUCUGGACCCUUUGGACUGUCCAGUGUAAAGUGCCAGCCUGAGGUUAAUCUCUUACAGGCAUGUGCUUUAUCUGAUUUUAUUAUUGUUUUGUUUGUAUUCCUGCUGUAUGAUUUCAUAAUCAUUCCAGUCGUUUCCAAAGUCAUUUACAGUGAGCGGUCAGAUAUUUCCAUAUCUGGUUCCAGCUGGUAGUAAAGUACGUUCAAUAUGAUGAGACAUCACAUGGUGCACAAGCACAUCCCUCUUUCAUAUAUUUCCUCCCACUAAAACAAAUGCAUAAUUUGUUCUCGUAUUGAAACGAAAUGCAAUAUUCCAAGUAACGAAUCACUGACGUUGGGGAAACUCACUUUCUAGAACGUUGUCUAAAGAUCCAGUAAUGUGGCUUUUGCGAGUUUGCAAGUGCCCCCAUGUACCAUAAGUACAGCAGAGGUGAAAUAUCACAUCUACAUAUCGUAAACCGGUCAGUUCAGUGAACUGCGGAGAUCUUAGGUGCUACUUGGUGCUGACUUAAAGAAUCGCAUUUACUGAACCUUUCAUCAGCCAUCAUUUGUUUUGUCAAAGUGAUUUUACACAUUUUUGGGGGAGAAAGGUUUUAAGGCCAUAAUACCAGUACUGUUAAAUCCAAACUAUUGGGGAAGGAUGAGAUUUCCAGUUUGUUUUUCUCUCAAAAAAAUGGGAAUAUAAAGACUCGUCUGCCUUAUUUCCAGAGUCUAAGGCCUUAUCCCAUCUCAUUAAAGGCUUCUGAAUUCAAGGGUUACUUUAAAAGAACGACCUUGGUGCACUUGUCGUGAAUUAGCAUUGUCCAUCAUCAGAUGGUUGCUAGCCAUUUUGAAGGCUUUGCUAGCACAUAAUUGCAAACUGGUAGUGACGACGGUAUGGUGAUGGCUAGAUAUUCUUACCAACUCGAGAUCAACAGGCAAACCUGUGUCGUUUCUCCAGCCUUAACUCCAUACCAAAGAGAAGCUGUGGAGAACAAGAGAUUGCGAUCCAAUGAGGUUUACAUCAGGCCGUCAUUAACAAAAAAAAAAAAGGGAUCUUGACUGUUUUUGUUUGUUUUUACAGUGAGUGAAUUAGCUUUUGUGUAAAGUAUGUAUAUGGCGGAUGUAUAGGUAACUAUGUAUGGGGAGCAUGCUGUACAAGUUUACGAAGGCUAAGUUUCUAAGCUGUAGGUAAUGCGACAUUUGUAAAAAGGACAUAGUUGUCGUCAUGAGAUUUCCAUUUUAUCAAGACGCUAAUGGUGAUGAUUUGUAGGUAGAUUCGAGUGCCCUUAAGAAGAAAACACUGAUCAUAAAUCCAUAGCCAGCACGAUGUUUCGCUCGGUACGUUUCUGGCUUCCUGUGAUGUGCUAGUAAAUGUUGGGUCUGUAGCUUGCUAAUAUACCAUUUUUCUUAGAAGUUUAUUGGUUGCUGCGUAUGCAGAUGUAAUGUGCAAAUGAAGAGAGGAUAUUAAAGCAUGGAUUUAUCGAGAAAAAAAAAAAUUAGAUAAGACAAAUAUAAAGUUAAUUUAAUCGUGACAUAGCUAAAUUUUGUCGAAUCAAAGCAGCAGACGCUGGAAAUGGUUUGAAAAACGUUCAUCUUAUUGCACUAAAAGUUGGGUUUCUUUUUCUGUCAACAAACAACGAUUGGUGCCCGCGUUGUUUUUCUUCUAAUGACAAUAAACAGGGGAAUUACUAACGUGUGCUCGAAAACGACAAUAUAUAAUUGCCUUGUGUAGCAAUGAGCUCUAAUCUCAAUGAGAUCUGCGUUGUACGACUUCUCGUACCCGAGAAGAAAAUAUGAUAUUUAAAAUUACAGCGAGUUAAAAAAAAAAAGCCAACAUGCUUUACCAUGUUAUAAAAUGACUGUAUGUGCGCAUGUAUGUUAAACUAUCUAUGGUAGUAUUUGUAGUGACCACUCUUUUAGCCAAUCAAAACAGGACGAGAGGGGACAAAAGUAGUUCUUCAGAAGCUAUAUGUUAACUAAGUUAAAAUAAGUCAGUUUUUGUUAAUGAACGUUGUUUUGAGUAUCUGUACUCUUUCUUAUUUUACAUAUAUAUAAAUAUAAAAUGGCUGUGUGAAGAAAGCUGUACAUAUUUUUUACAUUCCGGCGUUUAUUAAGGCACUGAUUAACUACCGUUUUUUAUUUAAGCAGUGAGACUCCAGUCCUCUUUUGAUACACAGGGUUUGAUGUCGCAGAUGUUGUUCGUCAGGUCAGUCUUGUAGAAGAACAUGUUCAUUCUGUCUGUCAGUUUGGAUCUGUAGAUUUGAGCCUCUGAUGUGCUGGUGUAUCUGCUCUAUGUGGACCGUAGCUUGUUGAUAUUGCAGAAGUGUUUCAGCGAUGUUUUGUUUUUUCUCCUUUUGUUUUUUUUUUUCCAAUGGAAAGUACUCACAGGUGAGAUUUUUUUAAGUGGUUUUAAAAGCCAAUAAACAUUUUUAAACAACA